UUGACAAUUUAUCUCUUGCCGAGUGGACUGAGUCACUCACUCACUCUCUCUCUCCCCUCCGUCACCGCCGACGAAGCCACCAUGACUCACAGGCAAAUCUCUCGCCGACGCCGGCGCACCGCCGCUGUCUGCCGCCGUCACCCCUCCGACAAACCCACUACCGGCUUCUGCGUCUCCUGCCUCCGCGAACGCCUCGCCGUUAUCGAGACCCAGCCCCCCUCCGUCGCUGCAGCACAGGCCCCUGAGCUCCGCCGUACUCGCUCUUACUCCGCUCGCGAUUCCUCAGCCGUCGCUUUCGAGCAGCCGCGUCGCAGAUCGUGCGAUGUGUGGUCCGGUUGUAGCUCUCUUCGUUACCUUGUCGCCGAGGACGAAGAGGAUCCGAUCCGGAGGCCCCGGGCCCCCGGUUUGAAGGAGGAACAAGAGGAGGGACUGGAUGACGAUGAAGACGAAUAUGGUGAACACGAAAUCAAGAGUUUUGACAAUGGCAAGCCGAGGAAGUUCGUGAUUGAAGAUUCAGAAGAUGGAGGAGGAGGAGAGUCCAAGACGAUGAAAGAGCUCAUAGAUCUGGAACGGGUUCACCAUAGCAAGAAGAAAAAUGGUAAAGAUUUGAAGGAAAUAGCGUCGGUUUUGGGCAAGAAGCUGAAGGGAUUGUCGUUGAAGCAUCAGAAGAAUAAGAGAAAAGAAGAAAUCCUAGAUGCCGAUUUCGCCGGAAACAGUGAAAUCCACGUUCGAAAUGGACGAUCAGAACCCGUUGAACGCGUGCUUGGCCGUCGAUCGUGCGAUAUAGAUUCUCGGUAUUCUCUCGACGUGGGCCGGUUGUCGUUCGAGGAGCCUAGGGCGUCAUGGGACGGGUGUUUGGUCGGAAAGACAUAUCCGAAGCUGCCGACACUGUACUCUGUGACGGAAGAUGCUAAAACCUCUCCGGAGGAUAAAGACGAAGUUAAAGACGACGAUGAGGAGAAAAAUCCAGGCGGGACAGCUCAGACGAGGGACUAUUACUCGGAUUCACGGCGAAGAAGAAGCUUCGAUCGAUCGAGUUCGAUCAAGAGGCCGGGACUGCUCGAGGUCGAUGAAUUGAAAGCUAUUUCAAACGUCAAGGUAUCACCCAGAACUGUUGGUUUGUUUCAUGGCGCAAAGUUAUUAGUUACAGAGAAGGAACUGAGGGAUUCAAACUGGUAUUCAAUCAAAAACCACAAACCCGAGACUGUCAGAAUCGGUGCCAAAACUGUCGGUCGUGUUGAUGGUGAGGUGAAGCAGGAUGGUUUUGGGUUAAAAAAGCCUAAAAGCAAAUGGUCUAAAGGUUGGAGCAUUUGGGGAUUGGUUCAGAGGAAAAACCAGACGAAGAACGACAUCAAAACCGAGAAAAGCUUGAAACUUGAAGGGAAUUCAAUCGAGGGUUCAUUGGCCGAGUCUCUGUUAAAACUCAAGAGAGUCGCUAAAGGAGAAGGCAAUGGUGAUGUUUGCGACAAGCUUAUCAAAAGCUACAGUGUCAGCGCAAGAAAGUCCUGUGAUGGUGUUUUUCAUGGCGCCACCGCCAUUCUUAAGGGUGGAUUUGAAGGAGGAAGAAGCUCAUGCGAUGGCUUGUUCCAUGGCUCCAUUAAUGGUGUUGAGGCAGGAAGAAGGUCGUGUCAUCUUCUACAGAUGAAGGCGGAUGUGGGUACGUAUUCUCCCAAUAACCUCGAGAACGGUAUGUUUAGAUUCUAUUUCACGCCCUCGAGGAGCCAUAAGAUGAGCAAAUCCGGCAAAAGCAGGAUGAUGGAUUAAUGGAUUUGAGAUUGUGGGUUCAUGGAGAAUGGUAUAAAUAACUCUUUCUUGUAAUUAAUCAGGUUACUGCCCUUUGUUCUAUAGAUAAAUGAAAUGAACUUAGAUCCUGAAAUGCAAUCUUGUGCUGUCUCUUUUCUAGUUUCCUUGGCAUAGUGUUGUAACUUAGACCUUGGCUGAUAUGUUCCUAACAAAGCUGAUUCAGAUAUGCAAAAACAGUCCUAGAACUGUAUCUUUUCACAUUGUUAGGAUUGAAUGUACGAUUUCCAACUAAUUAUAUGUUUAUAGUUUCCUGA
This is a messenger RNA of Tarenaya hassleriana, 2057 nucleotides long. Its product is annotated as UPF0503 protein At3g09070, chloroplastic. The transcript has a single exon. The coding region runs from base 82 to 1764 and encodes 560 amino acids. The record is from RefSeq and is a predicted model, not a curated record. NCBI's taxonomy places the organism in Eukaryota, Viridiplantae, Streptophyta, Magnoliopsida, Brassicales, Cleomaceae.